CUAUGUUAAUGUCUUUGCAAGAAGCGGAAAAUCAUGUAAAUGUAAUAUAUCCAGUAGAAUUUGAACAUGUUGCCAACAUUAACAUCUUUCCAUUCGCAAACUUUUUAAUUAAUAUUGGAGAUUUGUACAAUCCCAAAUUAACAUAUGAGGAAUGCCAAAACAUCAAUAACAUUUUAGGAAUUCAAGGAAAUAUAGGGUUUUAUACUUUAUAUAAUCAAGUCCAGGAAAUUGUUAAACGAAAAAUUGAUAUUCUAAUUGGCCAAAAUUUAAUUGAAUUAUUUAUUGGAAACAAGGAAUAUUUACCUGAAAAUUCUGAAAAUUUGCCAAAUCGUUUUAACUUCGUCAUGAAAGUAAUUUAA
Molecule: messenger RNA, 359 nt
Organism: Meloidogyne enterolobii
Lineage: Eukaryota; Metazoa; Nematoda; Chromadorea; Rhabditida; Meloidogynidae
Source: the annotation of a GenBank genome assembly